GCUAGCUGCAAAGUUGCUUGCCAUUCUUUGCUGAUGUCGGGGAGCUGAAUAUUUAAAGGGUGAAUGUGGAGAUAGUGCUUGGCUAUUUUUUUUUUUUUCUAUUUUCACUCUUUAUUUUAAAUUCUGCAGGUAAAGCGAUAGUGAGCUGGGAGCUUAAAGACCUCUGUGGUGGAGGGGUGAGUCAGCGGGUGCAGAAGAACUAAGAAUUGGUUUCCUUGGUGAGACGGUCGCCUCUUCCCCCAGAGAGGCAGGGCUGCUCGUGGGACCGAACCCCCGGUCCGCACCCCGCUCCAGGAGAACGCAAGCAAACAACGACCCGCAGCCGCCUCGCUCUUGGCCAACAUCUCAAAUCCACUUCCCCCGGCCUGCGCGCGGAGAAGCUGCAUCUGUAGCCCGAGUCCACCGCGGGCCAGUCACCCUGUGGGUAACUGCGGGCCGGCAGAAGCGCCCAGAUGCUGGCGAUCCCCGCCUUUGAGAGUCGACGGCAAACCCGUUCUUGAUUGUGGUUUGCGGGGAGACUGGCGCUGGACUAUUGAAUUCUAAAUAACGUGCAAAAUGCUGAAUAUUCUAACCAGGACGGAUCAGACAGCACGCAAAAGCGGGCCCCUGUAAUUCCGCGACUGCAUUUUGCAACGUGCCUCCUCGAGCUUCAAGCCAAGCCUCGGGUAGGAAGGGAGCUGGGGCCGGAGGCCAGCGCCCGGGGAGGACAGGGUCCGCGCGUAGCUCCGCGCGCCCCCGGCCAUGUCGCCUUUAACGUCCUGCCCCUUUGCGUGGCCUUCUGAGGGUUUGCGCGGCAGGCCGGGGUUGCUUCCCACCCGCGCGCUCUCUCUCACCCCCAGCUAACCCCAGCGGGCAGGGCUCCCCUGAGCCGAGACCUUUUGACUCUGCUCCACUGCUUCCGCCUCCGCCCUCGCCCGGGGGUGGCUCUCGAAAGCCGGACCUCGCCGGCCCCGGCUGGGACCAUGGUGUUUCUCUCUGGAAAUGCCUCCGACAGUUCCAACUGCACCCACCCGUCGGCACCGGUGAACAUAUCCAAGGCCAUUCUGCUCGGAGUGAUCUUGGGGGGCCUCAUCAUUUUCGGUGUGCUGGGCAACAUCCUCGUGAUCCUCUCCGUGGCUUGCCACCGGCAUCUGCACUCGGUCACUCACUACUACAUCGUCAACCUGGCGGUGGCCGACCUCCUACUCACCUCCACCGUGCUGCCCUUCUCAGCUAUCUUCGAGAUCCUGGGCUACUGGGCCUUUGGCAGGGUUUUCUGCAAUAUCUGGGCGGCGGUGGACGUCCUGUGCUGCACCGCGUCCAUCAUGGGACUCUGCAUCAUCUCCAUCGACCGCUACAUAGGUGUGAGCUACCCGCUGCGCUACCCCACCAUCGUCACCCAGAAGAGGGGUCUCAUGGCUCUGCUCUGUGUCUGGGCGCUCUCCCUCGUCAUCUCCAUCGGGCCGCUGUUCGGCUGGAGGCAGCCUGCCCCGGAGGACGAGACCAUCUGCCAGAUCACCGAGGAGCCCGGCUACGUGCUCUUCUCAGCGCUGGGCUCUUUCUACGUGCCGCUGACCAUCAUCCUGGUCAUGUAUUGUCGGGUGUACGUGGUGGCCAAGAGGGAAAGCAGGGGCCUCAAGUCUGGCCUCAAGACCGACAAGUCGGACUCGGAGCAGGUGACGCUCCGCAUCCAUCGGAAAAAUGUCCCAGUAGGAGGCACCGGGGUGUCCAGCUCCAAGAGCAAGACGCACUUCUCAGUGAGGCUCCUCAAGUUUUCCCGGGAGAAGAAAGCGGCCAAAACCCUGGGCAUCGUGGUGGGCUGCUUCGUCCUCUGCUGGCUGCCUUUUUUCCUAGUGAUGCCCAUUGGGUCUUUCUUCCCUGAUUUCAAGCCCUCGGAAACCGUUUUUAAAAUAGCAUUUUGGCUCGGAUACCUAAACAGCUGCAUCAACCCCAUUAUAUACCCGUGCUCCAGUCAGGAGUUUAAAAAGGCCUUCCAGAAUGUCUUGAGAAUCCAAUGUCUCCGCCGAAAGCAGUCUUCGAAACACACCCUGGGCUAUACCCUGCACCCACCCAGCCACGCCCUCGAGGGGCAACACAAGGACCUGGUUCGCAUCCCAGUGGGAUCUGGAGAGACCUUCUAUAAGAUCUCCAAGACGGAUGGGGUCUGUGAAUGGAAAUUUUUCUCUUCGAUGCCCCGUGAAUCUGCCAGGAUUACAGUGUCCAAAGACCAGUCAGCCUGCACCACAGCCCGGGUGAGAAGUAAAAGCUUUCUGCAGGUGUGCUGCUGUGCAGGGCCCUCCACCCACAACGGUGGAGAGACCCACCAAGUUCCAACCAUUAAGAUCCACACCAUCUCCCUCAGUGAAAAUGGGGAGGAAGUCUAGAGGACAGGAAAGGUCCUCUUGCCAAAAGGGAUGCUGCCUCUGCGUAUGAGUACUUGUUGACUUAAUUAAGGAAAGAGCUCUGCUCGUCAGCAAAGGGAGAAGGGAGCCCAAGCCCGUGGAAGGUAAAAUCCUCAAGCAAAAAUAGGGUGACCAAAAAGAAGGCAACGGUGGCCAGUAGGAAGGCAUCAGAGGUGUGCUCACUGUUACUCUGAUUUCUUUUUAUACUACUAGGACUUUUAACCCUGAAACCACCUGCACACGGCUCCUGUCCAGCCUGGUCGGAACACUGUUGGCACCUGCUCCUUGUCUACACACUAUGCCGGGGAGCAGGGCUGAGCCCAGGCUGCUGUGGGGUCCACCGUCUUCAAAAAGCAAUGACAGCGUGGCCUCCUGGGCCUUCAAAGUCCCCACAGGAUGAGUGAGUGGAGAUGACUUUGGGGGCAGGGCUGACAAAAGCAGACUAGGAUCUCGACAGAGGACACCAGGCCCCUUGCCACUGUUCCCAUCAGCAUGGCCUCCCUCAUGCCCCUCACCCCAGACCCAGAUGAUGGUGGAGCUCAUCUGCUCUGUGCAAGAAAACAUCAUUUCUUCCGUGCUACCCCAACAUGGAUUCCUGAGUCUCCCACCUAAAAGGAAGGUUAUGGCAGUUUAUGGCAGUGGGCAGGGGGCAGGGGGAGGUGUUGAGGAGGGAGGGGAAAGCUUACCCUGGACAGCGCUCAAAGCCGGAUGCGUGAUUUCCUAACACUGGGCUGCCACUGAUAAGCAAGGAAAUGCCUGAAGCCGCUGGCUUCUUCAUUUCCAAACACAAAAUGAUUGUCUUUCUUUUCCGUGGGGCCCAGGAGUCAUUACAGCACUGUCCUCUAUAUUACAGGCAACAGAGCACCUUAGUUAGAAGCUGGAAAUGAUUAGAGCUAAACUAUGAAAAAUACAGACUUAAUUAGGGGAGAAAAAAAAUCUAAGAGCAAAGUCUUACUGUAUUUGUAGAAAAAAAAUAAGGCGCCAACCUAUUAAGAAGCCCGAGUACAGAAAGUACAUUCAGAUGCAGUAGAAAGGAAGCUAAGACAGGAUGUCCCAACAUGAGCUUAGAAUGUCCUCCCAUUUACAGAACACUUUGUACUUGCCCAAGUAAUUUCACCUAACUCAAGCUGUCCCUGUGAGGGACAAAGCUAAGGAAGGAUGUGCCAUCGAUUCUUAACAUCUGAAGAAACAAGGGGAUGUAGAGACUUAAGGAGGAUGCUUCAGAUCGCCCCAAAUCCAGCCUCUGACUCUGUUUUACGUGACAUCUGCAGUAUCCCCAGCGUCCACUGUUUCUUGAGACCAUGAAUUUCAUAUGUCACUCGUUCAUCUCUGAUCCCUAUUUUCAGCUCCAUUGGCACCUUCUCUCCUAUUAUAUCCCUUACCGCGGCAGGGCAAUAUAAGAUUGUUCGGAGUGCAUAUUUGCUUGUGCUUUUCUCAUUGGCUAAAGAACUAGCAGAUGUGAUUCUGUUCUUUCUCCCUAGUUAGGCAGCAUCAGAGCUAAAGAAGUAAGCAGGGCCACGGGCUCUUGGCUUGAUCAACAGGGUGACAGGACAGGCAAAGCCAGAAGUGGUGAACACAUUAAGGACCUUGGGAUUGCAAAGGUUGCAAAGGAAGUUUGGGAGGUUCCUCUUCCCGUGAGCCCCUUCAUCAUUGUCAGCAAGCUGCCCGCUUCCUCUCCUGCACCAGGCACUGCAUUCGGCACAAAAAAAAAUGCUAAGAGGCACAGACAGUCCCCAGCUUAGGAGCUGGGUGGGUUCCAAGUCGAGAACGCAUUUUUCCAAGAAGCAUUGUUACAGAAGGGGGAGGGGAAGGGUUUUCCCAAAACAAGUAAAAAAAAAUAAAGAUUUAUUUAAGGUACACCUGGGGUUGGCAAACUUUUUCUGUAAAUGGCUAGAGAGUAAAUAUUUGAGGCAUUGUGGGCCAUAUGCUCUCUGUCACACAUUCUUUUUUGUUGGUUUUUUUUUUUUUUUUUGCAUUUUUUGGACAACCCUUUAAAAAUGUAGAAUCUAUUCUUAGUUCACAGGCCAUAGCAAAAAACAAAAACAAAAACAAAACAAACAGCCCAUGGGCCCUAAUUCGCCAUCCUUGAUCUAGGCCAUCUCAAGCUUACAGUAUAAGAGUAAUAACUGCUAAGCAGUGGAUUUUGGUGUUCAACUUAAAAGCCUCUUUUUUUAAAUAUGCCGUUGACACAUCUCUACUUGACCACAUUAAUAUUUCCAAGCUGUUUGAUUUGUUAGAUGAAGAGACAAGUUCAUACCUGGGGCGGGAUGGGGGGGCUGCUCCAUAUAACCCACUCACCCGAAAGAUGUACUCUAGUACCUCAUUGUAACUUUCUACCCAGGCAUCGGGACAAAAUGGGAGCACUCACCACCCCUUACCACUGCUAGGUUCUGUAGAACAGGCAGGCUGCAGAAGCCCGCCAGUGGUGUGGGGGUGGGGUCUUUCAUCUUUUCACCCCACUAAAAAUCUCCCAGCACAAUCCAGCUGACUCCAUGAGUGGCAACAACCAGUGGGUGACAUUUGACCACAGCUGAUUUGACAUCCCUGCCAAAGCACUGGAUCCUGUUAAAAUGGGGGUCCCCAGAGGCUUUGGGGGUCACACUUGGUUCCUUGUGAAGGCCUUCUGGCCACAGCACCCUGCACCAGAACCUCUGAGGGCCUGCCCUGGGGAUCACCAAGAAGCAGGGUACAGAAAGGGGUGCUGGAGGGGAGGGACAUCUUCCAAAGACAUGUAAUAGCUUCUAGCAGGACAUCUCUUCCCUCUCUUCCUCAUCCUUUCCCUUCUUUCCCUGGUUUUCAUUUUUAAGUCUAAAAUCACCUAACUAGACUCUAAAUGGUGUUCCUGUAGGGGAACAUUCAGUCCUCCCCUGCAACAAUGAAGCAGUGUUUCUCGAAGCUAGCACGUUAUUGGAGGGACUUCCUUCCCCGUCCCCAUCCCCUCUUCAGUACUGAUGGGCAGUGAGGGGGAGGCACACGCUGUCAGUUGGAAACGAGGGGUGCAGUUCUGGUGACCUAGGCCAACGUCCACAGUGUUGAGAGAUGAGACUCUACAGUAGGGCCAGGGGUGAGGGAAUGGGAAUGGAUGCAGAACUGAUGAGGAAGGACCCAGAACUAUCGAUAAUAAUAUAAGGAAUGUAUCUAGUAAUGGAAUAAUAUCAAAAAUAUCAGUACUAACAGCAGCCCCUAUGUUGGGCACAGAAAGGAAGGCCUGGGAUGAUGACUCUCUGUGGCAGCUUCCCUUCCCCGUCCCCUUCCAUCUUGACCUUAUUCUUCUCUCCUUUCCAGUUUUCUUUCCUUAUCCCAGCCUCCCUCUCCAUGAAUCUACCCCCUAUUUUUUUCAAACUGACAAGCAAUGAAUGAUGGGGUAGUUACCCUUGCCCCAGGGGGCGCCAGUUCCCAUGGGAUACAGUGCUCUGUGCGUCACCCAGGUGACAAGGAGGGCUUCCCUCAGCAUCUCUGUCCCCUCCCCAGGUCAGGCCUGACACUGCAAGUUGGCAUCCCUGAGCCCUCGGGGAGCCACAGGCAGGAGAGGCCCCUCCACAAGGACUGGUACCUGGGCCCCCAAGGCUGUCUUUCUGGGCUUCUACUACUAGUAAUUCCACGUGAAGGGAACAAACACAGUGUGGUGAUGGUCAGGCGUGAUUUCCGGUUAUUUCUAUCCCCACCCACAGGUGAGCGCCUCUUUGACCAGCAUCUCCCUCUCACUUGGACAUGUCAGAAGUCUCUCGCCCUGCAAUGUCACCUUCUCUCUCUUUCUCUCCCACGUCAUUGGUCUCUUGCCUCGUUGUGCCUUCACCUUUCACUCUCCCACUUAGCCCUUAGGGCCUUCAAGACUAUGGUGAAUCCCAAAGCAAACUUGGUUUCCUAUUAGCAUUAAGCAAGAUAAGCAAUUAAGCAACAGUCGCUCCCUCAGAAGGCACACUGAGCAAAACUCAACAGAUCCCAACAGGGUGAAAGGUGCUCCUUACCAAGUGUUCCCACUGCCUGUCUCCAUCCCCACCAGAUCUUCUGCCCUAGGAACUUAUUCACGGACUCUCUCUAUUGUCUCAAUGUAACUUUGUGCCAGGAACCUCUCUCCCCUUUGCAGAGGGUCCUCUCCUACCCAGCGUGCUCCCACUUUUGCUGACACAGCUCUGCCUGCACUAGUCUGCCCCAGCAGUCACAGCAGAAAACCCCAGUCUAGGGGCUUCGGCAUAGACAUUUACUCUUUCGCAGUUUUCGAAACUGGAUGUCUGAGAUCAAGGGUCUCCAGGCUGGUUUCCUCAGAGACCUCUUUCUCUCCUUGGCCUGUGGCUGGCUGCCUCCCCCCAGUGUCUGCCCAUCAGUGUGUCUGUGUCCUCAUCUCCUCUUCUCUAAGGACACAGUCUGAUUGGAUCGGGGCCCAUCCCAAAGACCUCAUUUAACCUUAACCUCCUCUUUGAAGAAUGUUUCUCUAAACACAGUCUCAUUCUGAAGUCCUGGGGGUUAGGACUUCAACAUAUGAAAUUGGGUGUGGGUGGCAGGGUAGGGGACAAUUUAACCCAUACAAUUUUCUCCCCACUCUCUACUUUCCGCCUGCAAAAUCUUAUCCACAAUUCUUUCCCCAAAUCAAAUGUUCAAAUUCAGCCCUUCCCGACCAUCCUCUCUGAGUUCCUACAGCAAUUGUCUCUAAAUUGUGUUUGACAAUUGUGUACUGUUUUUCAUCUGUCCCUGCUUUUUAAAAAAUCUAUAGUUUUUUCACCUUAAAACAUACUUUACACUUCGCCUCUAUAGGUUCUAUCUUUCAACCAGAUUAAAACUCUGUCACGUCACUUUGUAUGCCCAGAGCAGUACUCAUCCCCUGGGGGAUCCUAUCUAAAGAGCAGGACCCCUCAUGAGCAAGCAGGGAAGGGACAAAGAGGGACAAGGGACCAGAGCCAAGAACUAGUGCUCAGGCAGAUACUGGGAGACCAGGUCGACAGGGCCUUGGAAAUACCAGAUGACCCACCAGAAAGUCUUGGGUGAUAGGGCUCCUAACAGUGACAGUGAGAUUCUAACCAGGGGCGCAGAGCACAGCAGUAGGGAAUCCCGGGUUAGCUGCCACCUUAAAUCAGGGCAGGCACCGAAUCCCCAGGAAACCUGUGCACCCGGAAAAGCAGAUCACCAUCUGUGAAUGGGCCAGACCUUAGACCCUGCGAGCAAGGUGAGAUGCAGUAAGGUGGAGUGAAGAACCAACAACAGAACCCAGUCCCAGGAAAUGGGUCACUGAGGAGCACACCGUAGGCUGUGAUCACCACUGGGCCCCAGUCCUGGCGAUGGGGGAGUUAAUGCUGUUUCAGGGAUGUCUGCCCCACAUCAGGAGCAGCAUGGGAAAUGGGUGCCAACGAGUCUUUAGGGUGCCUUCCCUUCACCCUCUCUCAUAGCUCAGGAAGAGUAGACGAAAGGAAGUGACACUAACUUGCUUGGAUAUGAGGAUAUAGACAGCCAUUCCCUGCUAAAAGGCAUUCUAAUUCUGACCUUCGGAAGACUGCUAUUGCUGCCCCAGCCCUCAGGGACUCUAGUGUCCGGUUUUAGCUCCCCCUGCUCCUGCCUCUCGGUGGCUACUGCCCAUUCUCUGUGAUUUUAGAGUGUCUUGGCCUGGUCACCUUGCUUCUUUUGAGAAAUUCAGCCCCAUUUCUGUUUCAUCAACCCCACCUAAGCCUUUUACUGUAGACAAAUUGAUUCCUGGCAGGAUACUGCUGUGACGGUCAUGGAGUGAUGUCUUCUGCCUGGUUCCUGCUGAGAAGCAAAGAGCAUUUAUCCUCAUUUGGAAGGAUCAGGACUGCUCUAACUGCAUAGCCUCAGCUAUCAUGCUUUCUGGGCAAGGCACGGUGCCACUUUGGUAUCCCAUGCCUCCCUGGGGCACUGCUCAAAUUGGAAGUGUUUCUUGCCGCACAAUCUCCAUCACAAUGGAACAGGCUUGUUGGCUAAGAGUUUGUACUUCACCAGCUUCCAUCCCGUCUAGAAAUCACAGGAGGAAAAAUCACAUGAAAAGCCAGCGCCUACCAAAGUAGUGAGUGUAUUUAAGCGAAAACCAUCCAAAACCAGGUUUGAUUGAGGACAGCAAUGGCUUAUUGAUGUAUUCACUGGGAAAAAAAAAAAAAAAAAACUUGUCUUUCUUCCACAGUCUGGUCCCCAUUCCUUUUGCUAAACCCAGCCUUAUCUUCCUAAUGAAAAGGUUUCAGCUCUACAGCUUGGCUAAUUGAAGUCUCAAGGGUUGGAAAGCCUUUGGCUCAUUAAUCAAAAGACAAGGGAGCAUCAGGAUGAAUGCUCUCUGUCCAGGGCUCCUCCCCAACCCAGCCCCUGUCUCCUGGCAGAGGUGACAGUCCUCCUAAAGGGCAGGGAAAGAGGGAGCAUUGAUGAAUAGGUAGGCGAAUGAGCAGCUUUAAUCAAAAAUAAGGAUGCCCACAUGCCAUCUGACAAGAAGGCUAUUUAAAAAAGUAAAGGGAUGGGACGCCUGGGUGGCUCAGUUGGUUGGACGACUGCCUUUG
Molecule: messenger RNA, 8869 nt
Organism: Lutra lutra (Eurasian river otter)
Lineage: Eukaryota; Metazoa; Chordata; Mammalia; Carnivora; Mustelidae
Gene: ADRA1A
Product: adrenoceptor alpha 1A
Exons: 4
Coding region: 963-2363 (466 amino acids)
Biological process (GO): regulation of vasoconstriction; adenylate cyclase-activating adrenergic receptor signaling pathway; regulation of cardiac muscle contraction
Cellular component (GO): membrane
Molecular function (GO): alpha1-adrenergic receptor activity
Source: RefSeq, a predicted model, not a curated record